AUGGAUAAUUACAUUCAAAUCACUAAGCUACCGACUUUACAAGAACUCCAACAUGAGGACAGAGAACCUAAUGUAGUUAAAGUGCUGGCUAAGUCUGUUGCAUUACAACUGAAACCAAUGAAUGCACAAAUUACUCAAUUUGCAUUCGAUAGGUUAUUACAAUUAGUUGACGGUCAAUUAAAUGAUAUGAUUUCACAAUUACAUCGAAUGAGUAAUUUACAGAGACGUGAAACAAUUGCCAAGGGCGAUAUUUCUAUGUUAAUGGAAGGUUUCAAUAUUUCACCUUCUUCAAUCGAAUUACAAAGUCGAAUCUCAGAAUUCUAUUCUCAAAAGUAUUUUAAAGAAUUUAAUCAUUUACAUUCUUUACGAGACUUACAGUCAUCAUUGGCUCAUGAAAUGGUACCGUUUGAAGACCAAGAAGCGGUUAGACAAAAUGUUUCUACAGUUUUAGUACCGCCAACAAAUCCACUACAAGAUUUUCUACCCAAAUGGUUACCUGAUUUUCCACCAGAUCAUACCUAUAAAUUUACUCCUCAAUACAGUCAUCCUAUAACCGACGAAACAACAAUUAGAAGGCAAAUUGUUGAAGAAGCUAAGCAAUCGGAAUUAGCGUUAUCACACCUUUCACAGAAGAAAAAUCCAACCGAUGAUAUUGUUAAUCGGUCUCAAUACGACUCAGAGUUGGCUGAACAAGAAACUUUGGCAAUCUACGGAUCACAACUCAAGAAAAGGAAAACUCAACACCCACAGGCAAAUUCAGCAGAUCUUUUGUCCAAACUUCCGCAGACAAACUUUAGCGUGGAAGAAUAUGCCCAUAAUAGAAUCGAGGUGGCCAGAAAGAAGGUACUUGAAUUUGAAGAGAGACAAUUACAAUCACAACAAGAUCCCUUCCUAAAACUUUCACGAAUAGCGUUUACACAGUGUAAUGAUAAAUUUACGAAAAAACAGGUUCAUAGAGAAUUCCAAUUGGCAUUACAAAGAUCAUUUAUCCAUCUGGUUAAAAGUAUACCAGAGUUAGAACGAAAUAAAUUGGAGACUGAAGAAAAAGCCAAAGAAGAGAGAAGUAAAAGGCUACAGGAAUUGAGAGCUCAAAGAGAGGAACAGGAGAAGAAAGGGGAAAGAGAUGUGCUAGAUUUGGAUGAACUGGAUCAAAAUCAGGAAGAUUUCUUUGCCAUGGAAAGCAGCGAUGAAGAAGUUAUGGAGCCAACGGUAGAUAAACCACCGCUAGAGCAACCGCAACAAACAGAAACGGCACAGAAUGAACCACAGCAACCAGAACUUAUACAAGAACAUGUCCAAGAGAAAUCACAGCACGAACAAGAACAAGAACAAGAACAAGUACAAGAACCAGAGCGUAUAGGGGAAGAAAUUCAGCCAGCGACCCAGGAAAUCGCAGAUUUACCUCCACAAGAACCCCAAGGAGAACCCUUGCAAGGCCGCCCACAGGAGGAAGAUAUUUCUAUUGAAUUAUCAUCUAACCCAUCAGAAGAUGAAGAUCUAAAUAACUCUACAUAUCCUGUAUAA
Zygosaccharomyces rouxii is the source of this 1524-nucleotide messenger RNA. RefSeq names its product Taf8p (gene TAF8). Gene Ontology annotation, biological process: transcription initiation at RNA polymerase II promoter. NCBI's taxonomy places the organism in Eukaryota, Fungi, Ascomycota, Saccharomycetes, Saccharomycetales, Saccharomycetaceae. Gene Ontology annotation, cellular component: transcription factor TFIID complex. The record is from RefSeq and is a predicted model, not a curated record. Bases 1 to 1524 code for a protein of 507 amino acids. The transcript has a single exon.